Anopheles darlingi is the source of this 2488-nucleotide messenger RNA. It is a transcript of the gene mri, whose product is annotated as BTB/POZ domain-containing protein 10. Bases 532 to 1974 code for a protein of 480 amino acids. Gene Ontology annotation, molecular function: protein binding. The transcript has 4 exons. The record is from RefSeq and is a predicted model, not a curated record. Lineage: Eukaryota; Metazoa; Arthropoda; Insecta; Diptera; Culicidae. Gene Ontology annotation, cellular component: cytoplasm. Gene Ontology annotation, biological process: positive regulation of phosphorylation.
CCAAACAAAAGAAGCAAACCACCUCCUCCGUGCAAGAAGACCAAUUUUCCGUUCGCCCGUAUUGCCCAGCAUCCGUGAUUCAGUGCUUGGGCCCCAUACACACAUAAAUCUAGUCUACUGGGGAAUUCCUGCCGUUGUGAUUUCCUCCGUAAUCUCUGAAUCCGGGGAAUCCGGGAAAUCCGGGAGUGGUUUCCACUAAUUCCGUUUUACUGCUGCCUACGCAUAUCCCCUCCUCGCGAGUCGUGUGUACCAGAUUACGGUGCAGCUUUCUUACUUCCGCUUUUGCGCAAGAAGCGAUAAUCGGGUAACAGCGGGAAUCCCAAACAAAAUCCCGAAAAAAGGGACGGAUUCAAUGGUCGAAAAAGAUUCCGUGUAACGGGAAAUAGCAACAGUACCGGAAGUAGCAGAGUAGGUCACUAGCGCCAGGAUUCUCAGCCCAACUCUCCCAGUACCAUCUUCGUCGUGGAUAGACUACACCUCAUCUACCAUCGAUACUUUGGGCGGGUGUGCGGAGCGUUGAAGCGACUCGUGAUGGACCUGCAGCAUCAGCGUAAACAGGGAACAUCCGGUGGCCAGCAGCAGCAGCAGCAGCAGCAACAACAACAGCAACAACUGUCCCAGCAGCGGGAAAGCAACAGCCCCAGUGUUGGGCCAGGUCCUGGUAGUGGCGCGCUUGUUGGUGGUGCUGCUGCAGUCGGUGGCGCAAUCGGAAAGAAUGAUAGCUACGAUAGCUCGCACAGCAGCAGCAACACCGAGGACACUACAGAGACAGACGAUCGCCGCCGCAAGAUGAUGAAAAACCGUGCCAGAAAUAAUCGACUGAUGCAGCAUCAACAGCAACAGCAACAACAACAACAUAAUACGACGGACAGUGCUAAGGUGGCGGCCUCAGCAGGAGGGUGUGUUGGGUCUGGCAGCAUGGCGAAGAAGCUGCCCGACGGUGAGCGUAUCACGCUGAUCGUCGACAAUACGACGUUCUCGGUGAACGCGUCCAUGCUGACGGCUCAACCGCAGACCAUGCUGGGCCGAAUGUUUAGCUCGGGGCUAGAAUUUACGCACCCGAACGAGCGGGGUGAGUAUGAGGUGGCGGACGGCAUCUCGCACACCGUGUUCCGGGCCAUCCUCGAGUACUAUCGAUCGGGGGUGAUCCGCUGCCCGCCAACCGUCUCCGUGCUGGAGCUUCGGGAAGCCUGUGAUUACCUACUGAUCCCGUUCAAUGCCGAGACGAUCCGGUGCCAGAAUUUGCGUGGUUUGCUGCACGAGCUGAGCAACGAGGGCGCGAGUAUUCAGUUUGAAGCGUUCCUCGAAUCACUGAUCCUACCGCUGAUGGUUGACGCGGCACGGCAAGGGCAUCGCGAGUGUCACAUUGUCGUGCUUUCGGAGGAUGACACGAUCGACUGGGACGAGGAGUACCCUCCGCAGAUGGGUGAAGAGGACUGCCAGACGGUGGCGAAUACGGCCAUGUAUCGGUUCUUUAAGUAUAUCGAAAACCGGGAUGUGGCGAAGCAGGUGCUGAAGGAUCGGGGUCUUAAGAAGAUCCGGCUCGGCAUCGAAGGUUACCCGACGUACAAGGAGAAGAUCAAACGGCGCGCCAGUGGACGCGUAGAGGUGAUCUACAACUAUCUGCAGAGGCCCUUCAUACACAUGUCCUGGGAGAAAGAGGAAGCGAAAAGUCGACACGUCGACUUCCAGUGCGUCAAGUCGAAAUCGGUCACCAAUCUGGCGGAAGCGACGGCUGAUCCAGCGCUGGAGCUUGAUUCGGCCGGUAAUCCACUUCCCCAGCGACACUUUGAAAUAUCACACGAACCAGAAGGUGAACCCUUCCUGCGGCCAGAAGCACUACUCGAUGGCGAGGAAGGUGCCAUCGGUGGGAUGCUGGCGAAUGCGGAUGAAAUAGGCGGUCGUGCUGGUGGUGGAGUCGGAGCAGGCGGUGGUGGUCCAGCAGCAGUGCUCGAUGGUGUACCGCAGCAGUAGGCGUGCUAAAGCGUGCGCGCAAAACAAUCGGAAUCUUCACAAACAGUCCACAAUGCGAUGCGUGCGCGUGGCAAUGGUUUCGCGAAACGAACAAAUGAUUAAUCUAAGAGCAACAGGACCCCCGCCAGUAUAAGUUCAGUAUGCUGUUUUGCUGAAGGCCAUGCGCAAUGGUGCUUGAUAAAAGGGUCCUUCUACAGCCUCGUGUUUCGUCUCUCUCUCUCUUUCUCCCUCUUUAUCUCUUCAGUUAUUUUCCUCUAAGCGAGAUUUGUUUUUUGUUGGUUCAGUUUUUGUUUUCUUCAACCAUGUAUAUAUUUAAACGAAAAAUGUUAGCUUUUUUGGCUGCUAGUUAAGCUCCUUAUUUCACCGAUAAAUCGAGAGAAUGGAAGCAACUGCAGCUGCUGCUGCUGCCGCCGCCGCCGCCGCCGCCGGUUGCUGAGGCAAUACGGAAUUCACGCAAACCUUAUGCUCCUCGUAUUCUAAGUAUCUCAAUUUCAUCAGGAGGACCUACGGACGU